AUGUUGGGGCCCAGAAAUGCUUCCAUUCGGCUUCUAUAUCAAACGAGCGCUCAACUGUUUUUGAAAAACCAAAAAAAUCAUUCGUAUGCAGGUUUUGUAGCCAGAUUUAGCUCAACUUUGACGCACAACCAGAAGGCUGUAGCAUUUACCAAGGACGAGCUUGAUCAAGCUCGAGAGGCAAGAAAUAAAGGGCUGGAACCAUACGUCUCGAAACUACCUGCAAAGAUAAUUCCUUACGCAGAGCUGAUGCGUUUGGAGAAACCUGUGGGAACUUGGCUAUUGUAUAUUCCUUGCACUUGGUCAAUCACCAUGGCAGCUACCCAGACCCUCGCACCAGUGUCUUCAACCCUGUGGAUGCUUUUCCUUUUCGGAACAGGAGCGCUAAUCAUGAGAGGAGCCGGCUGCACUAUUAAUGACCUUCUGGACAGAAACCUUGAUAACAAGGUGAUCAGAUCCGUAGAAAGACCAAUAGCCUCCGGUAGAGUUUCUCCCAAUCAAGCGCUUACUUUUUUGGGCGCUCAAACGGCCACUGGGAUCGGGAUUUUGACUCAGCUUCCUGCUGACUGCUGGUGGCUAGGGCUCUCUUCGUUACCGCUAGUGUUUUCGUACCCGCUGUUCAAACGGUUCACAUACUACCCGCAGGUUGCUUUGAGCGCGUGCUUUACUUGGGGAGCUCUUUUAGGCUUUCCUGCGAUGGGGGUGAUGGACUGGUCGGUGAUGCUUCCGUUAUAUACCAGCAGUUUCUUGUGGUGUAUGACUUAUGACACGAUUUAUGCGCACCAGGAUAAAAAAUUCGAUAUUAAAGCGGGUAUUAAGUCCACAGCGCUAGCAUGGGGUGACAAGAGCCGCAAGAUAUGCACUGCGAUGUCGGUCGCCCAAAUGGGGGCUCUAGGUUUAGCGGGUGCUACCAGCGGCUUGCUGUGGGGCCCUGGCUUUUUGGGUGGCAUGGCAAUUUUUGGAUAUAGACUCUUUUCGAUGGUUCGCAACGUUGAUUUAGAUAACCCUGCGGACUGCUGGAAACAUUUCACCAGCAACAUCAAAUCCGGGCUCAUUUUCAGUGGUGCUUUGCUAAUUGACUAUUUCCUCAAAAUAUUAGGAAUAAUGUAA
Molecule: messenger RNA, 1107 nt
Organism: Lachancea dasiensis
Lineage: Eukaryota; Fungi; Ascomycota; Saccharomycetes; Saccharomycetales; Saccharomycetaceae
Source: the annotation of a GenBank genome assembly